AUCCCUAUAGGGGAUUUCCCUUUACCUGCUUUAUAAAGAAGACGUAGCGUUGCGAAAAAUUGUUUAAUUUUUGUGAUAUUAGCCGAGCUUUUUAAGUAUUAUUGCCUUUGUUUCAACAUAGGCAUGGCGUCAAAUGAACCCGAGUCGUUAACUGAAGCUAUUGAUCGUUUAACUUUUUUAUUUGGCGACUCCAUUCAAUUUGAAGAAGAAAAAACGCAAAUUUCAAUUUCUGGUCUACGAUUUUCCGUGGUCGUCUGUGGUCAGUGUAUUCAUUUUGUUUAUUCAGAGGCGAAUGAUUUAUUGCAAGUUAAUUUAUCCCAAGAAGUUGAUGAAGAAAUUGAAAUGCAGCGGAAAAUCGAUCAAAUUUUGCUUCAAACUUUAAGCGGGCAUUGGCUUGAGCGUGUAACUGCUGUUACUAAGAUGUUCAAAAGUUAUUUUAAAGAAGGUCUUGAGAUGGGAAGUGAAAAUAUGGAUGCCAAUGAGGAUCAUAUUGAAGAACAUUGUUCCUCACAAAAAAGUGCAACAAAUUUGCCACUGGUCUCCCAGAAUAAGAAAGGGAAAAAGCCCCCAAUGAAAACUGCUUUGGAUGUGAUUAACAGAAUAAAAUGGGAUGCAGCUUUGGACCCUCAUGCCUUUACUGUUGCAUAUGAAGAUAGAUUUAAGGGAACCAUUGAGAAGGGAUUCUCUGAGUUUGACUGGGAGAAUGAUAUCUCUUCUGUUGGACCAGAUAUUCUCUCCAUCCCACAACACAGGAUUCAGUAUUUUAAAUACAAGAGCAGGGUAGUGUGGGAUAAAAAGGAGAGAAUAGAUCACGUCUUUGGAUCUGCUGGUGGGAGGUUAGACAUAAUGCAGGUGAUGCUAGAAGAAAAAGCGAUGGAAAUGAGAAUUAGUGAUAUGAAUGAGAAUGCUGAGGACGAUUUGCAAGAUAAGAUGGAACAAAAACCUUCUCAUUCAAGGGCAGGCCGACCCAGCCAUUUUAUUGGCAUUCGUAUUGGACAACGUGACAUUCAAAACAGGAUUGGGCAUUUGCAGCAAGAGUUACUGAAGUGUUUGGAUACAAAUGACAGAACUGAGUUAAAAGGACAUCUUACUCCAUUAUGUAAACUCCAUAUAACACUUUGCGUUUGUGAAUUGAAUACAGACACGGAAAUCGAAAAGACAAAACAAGUAAUGCAGAAAUUGUCACAAACUAUUAAACCAUUCAAGGUCACCGUUACAAACACAGAUAAUUUCAAUGAAACAGUUUUGUUUGCUAAACCCCACUCCCAGGAACUGGGAAAACUUAACAACCAAAUCAUGGAAGCUUUACAGCAAGAAAAUAUAAACCUAACAGGCAACUUCCAAAAAUUUGUUCCACACAUAACAAUAUACAAGGUUUCUGCAGCCAAGAAAUACCUUUUUCCAAAAAUCAAAGGUUUUCUACCAAAAAAGCAAAAAUUUGGUUUCCAGCAAACAACUGAAUUAGUCUUGUGUAAAUUUGGAACAAGUGAAGUCCAAAGUGAUGGAUUUUACCCGGUUUUUGGAACUUUUCCAUUGGCAAGUGAUUUAAAGGGACAUGGUAAAUGGAAAAGACACCCUAUGGCAUGGAAUGAUGCUACAGCCAAUAAGGUCCACCAAACGAAUACUUCAACAAUGGAAAAGCAUGAACAACAUUUCAUGGCAGAAAAUUCAGGAGCGCCAAAAAGGCGGAGAGGAAAAAAAUAUGAUACCAUUGUUGGAAUAUCUUUAAGUUCUGUUCUUCGUCAUAAUAAAUACGGGUUUAAAGUUGAUAAAGAGGGUUACGUGCCAGUGGAUGCAAUUCUAAAACAUCAGCAUUUCAAGAAACUCGGAUUAACAAGAGAAGAAAUGCACAGAAUUGUGAGGGAAAAUGACAAACAGAGAUUUACCAUACAAGUUAAUGAAGAUGGAAUGGAAAUAAUAAAAGCAAACCAAGGACAUUCCGUUGAGGUCAGUUCCUUAAACUUGAUGACAAUUACUGAUGCGUGUGAGUUUCAUGAUGUGAUUCAUGGGACAUUUUGGACAGCUUGGAAAUCUAUUAGAAAACAAGGUUUACAUUGCAGAAAGCGUAUGCAUAUUCACAUGACUACUGCUGAGCCAAAUUCUGACCAGCAAGUAAUAAGUGGAAUGAGAUACAGCUGUAAUGUAUUUGUUCAUAUAGACAUGGGACAAGCAAUUAAAGAUGGAAUACCGUUUUUUCUUUCCGAAAACAAAGUAAUUCUUUCACCAGGGGACAAAAAUGGAUACUUACGACCAAAAUACUUUAGAAAAGUUGAAGGAAUAUCAAAUGGAAAAAGAAUUACACUUCUGGGUGAAAAUAUUCAUAAAGAAAAUCUGAUAAUAGAAGAUAUCAUUGAAGCUAUGCUAUCUAAAGUAGAAGAGGAAGAGAUAAAAAGUUCCUAGCUGUUUCUAACCUGGUCAUAACCUGCUAAACAAAAUAAAUAUUUUUUUUAAUUAUAAUUUAUUAUAAGUUGGGUGUAUUAUUAUUCUAUACUAAUCAUUUGCUUUCAUCUUCAAGGUUUCUAAUUUUUCUGUUUUUUUUUUCUUUUUUAAAUGUUUAUUGCGUAUGUAUCUGCUUUGUUAAAUGAAAAAGGCAAUUGCUUGUAGCACUUAGAAUUUUUAGAUAGCGCUUUUAUUAGGUGCAGCUUUUUUCAAAUUUCCUGAACCUAAUAACGCAUUAAAACUAAAAUCUAGCACA
This is a messenger RNA of Ciona intestinalis (vase tunicate), 2695 nucleotides long. NCBI's taxonomy places the organism in Eukaryota, Metazoa, Chordata, Ascidiacea, Phlebobranchia, Cionidae. The record is from RefSeq and is a predicted model, not a curated record.